Penicillium bovifimosum is the source of this 1563-nucleotide messenger RNA. Its product is annotated as cytochrome P450. Gene Ontology annotation, molecular function: iron ion binding; heme binding; oxidoreductase activity, acting on paired donors, with incorporation or reduction of molecular oxygen, reduced flavin or flavoprotein as one donor, and incorporation of one atom of oxygen. The record is from RefSeq and is a predicted model, not a curated record. NCBI's taxonomy places the organism in Eukaryota, Fungi, Ascomycota, Eurotiomycetes, Eurotiales, Aspergillaceae. The coding region runs from base 1 to 1563 and encodes 520 amino acids. The transcript has 2 exons.
AUGACUCUGUUGUUCAUCUUGGGCUUUGCCGCCGCGGCCAUCGUGCUGCAGGCCAUCCGUAUGGUGGUCAACAGAUGGCAGCAUGCGCGGAAUGCUAAAAAGCUCGGCUGUGGAAGUGUACCAAUGUACCCUUGCAAAGAUCCUCUGGGAAUCGACAACCUCAAACAGUCCCUGGCUGCAGACAAGGCGAAAGCCAUCCCGGAUCUGGCUGAGAAGCGAAUGGAAGUUAUCAGCAAGCAAGAGGGUCGCUACGUUACUACAUAUGCUAUUCAGAACCUCGGUCGCACUCACCUCCUCACUGUCGAUCCUAAGAAUAUUCAGGCUCUCCUGGCUACUCAGUUCAAGGACUUCGAGCUUGGUCCUAAUCGACGGGCUAGUUUGCACCCUCUGUUGGGCACAGGAAUCUUCACCGCUGAUGGCGAAGAAUGGUCCCGGUCUCGUGGUUUACUCCGGCCUCAGUUCACUCGCGAGCAAAUCAGUCAAUUGGAAUUAGAGGAAGAGCAUGUGCAAAAGGCUAUGCAGGCUCUGCCCGUCGCAGCCAACGGAUGGACCGCCGCAACCGACAUCCAGACCAUCUUCUUCCGCUUGACCAUCGACUCCGCUACUGAAUUCCUCUUCGGCGAGAGUGUCGAGAGCCAACUCGGCGCCAUCAACGGCCUUCAGAGACCCGAAGAUUCCUUCGCCGCCUACUUUGACAAGGCCCAGUGGGUCUGCGCCCAGCGCGGCCGUUUCGAAAAACUCGGCUUCUUAGCCGAGAACAAGGAAACCCGAUUCAACGACAACCAAGUGCAUGCCUUUGUCGACAAGGUCGUCUCCACUGCCCUGGCAGCCUCGCAAUCCGAAAAGAAGACCACCGACGAAAAACACCCCUACGUCUUCCUCGAGGCCCUCCUCGAGGUAACCCGCGACCCAGUCGAGCUCCGCUCCCAACUCCUCAACAUCCUCCUCGCCGGCCGCGACACAACCGCCUCCCUCCUCAGCUGGACAACCCUCAUGCUGGCCCGCAACCCGGAGAUCUUCGCCAAACUCCGCGAAACCGUUAUCUCCACCUUCGGCACCUACUCCAACCCACAGAACAUCACCUUCGCCACCCUCAAAUCCUGCCAGUACCUGCAGUACGUGAUGAACGAAGUCCUGCGUCUGUACCCCGUCGUCCCUUUCAACCGUCGUAGCGCAACCCGUGACACGACCCUCCCGCGCGGCGGCGGUCCGGACGGCCAGGACCCCGUGUAUGUCCGCAAGGGCCAGUCUGUCAUGUACACGACGCAUGUUAUGCACCGUCGCAAGGAUCUCUGGGGUCCGGAUGCGGACCAGUUCAGGCCUGAUCGGUGGGCGAAUCGGAAGGCUGGAUGGGAGUAUAUUCCUUUCAAUGGCGGGCCGAGAAUCUGUAUUGGUCAGCAGUUUGCGCUUACCGAGGCUGGUUAUGUGAUUGUUCGGCUUUUGCAGCGCUUUGAUCAGAUUGAGGAUGUUAAUCCCGAUCAGAAGAUUCGCUAUGGUGUUACUUUGACCAGUGCGCCUGCUGAUUUGGUUACGGUGCGCUUGCACCAGGCUGAGGAGGCUUGA